GGAGUAGUUGUGGUUCUUGCUUACGCCAAACAGAAGUUGUCAAAAUUCGUUCUUUCUAUAACAGUGAACCUUAAACAUGUCGAUCCUUGGAACCAGAACAACAACCCCCAACCCCACCAUCACCAGCAACAACAACAACACCACUAACAUGGGUACCCCUUUCUUCCAUGAGUUCAAGAAGCAGGCUUCUUUCUUCCUCAGAGAGAAGAUCAAGAUGGCACGAUUGGCUUUGACCGAUUGUACCCCUGCACAACUAGAUAUCCUUUUGGUUGAGUUUGAAAGAUUGACAGAAGAUGCUACAAAUGAGAAUCAAUGGGCACCUGACACACGAACCAUGGGUUUGAUAUCGAGGGCUGCUUUUGAAGUUGAUGAUUACUGGAGAAUUGUUGAUAUUCUGCACAAAAGACUGUCUAGAUUUGACAGAAAAAAUUGGAGAGUUUCCUACAAGGCUUUGAUCUUACUGGAACACCUUCUGACCCACGGACCGGAGAGUGUCGCAGAGGAGUUUCAGACUGAUAAAGAUGUAAUUCAGGAGAUGGAGAGCUUUCAAUAUAUUGAUGAGAGAGGAUUCAAUUGGGGCCUCACUGUCAGGAAGAAAUCCGAGAGGGUGUUGAAGCUGCUGGAAAAGAGCCAACUCCUCAAAGAAGAGAGGGACCGAGCUCGCAAACUAACUCGUGGCAUUGAAGGGUUUGGCAGCUUCAGUCACCGGUCUUCAUCAACUGAAGCAACGAGUUUCAGAAACUCUUCCAUGAAAAUGUAUGAGAGGAAUCAUUCAGAAUCUAAUGAUCUUGAGGACAAUAAUCAAUUCUCCUUGGAUUGUUCUGAUGAAGGUCAGAAGAAUGAGAUGAUAAAGAAGCAGAUUGACAAAAGUCUUAAAGAAAAUAAGGCCCCAAUGGAGGAAAUUACUCCAGAACUCCAUGAAUGGGACUGCAAAAGAGAGUCAAUAUCUCUUUUGGAUAAUCAGAAAGAUGAAGUCAAUGUGGGAUUUUCAAUUGAAGAAGAUCAUCCAUUCAUCAAUUCUGAACUCCAGUUUACCACUUCCCUAACUACUACUUAAGGGAACAAACUCUUGCAAGGGUGUUUUGAGUCCUAUCAAGAGCGUCUGAAACCAGUCAAGUGGGAUGGACACCUUGUCUGCGAGUUAAUAAACAUGGGUUUGAAUCAGUGAGUUGCUUCAUGUUGAGUCUGAUUUUUUCUUUACGAGAAAAAGAGAUAAU
Molecule: messenger RNA, 1217 nt
Organism: Telopea speciosissima
Lineage: Eukaryota; Viridiplantae; Streptophyta; Magnoliopsida; Proteales; Proteaceae
Product: clathrin interactor 1-like
Exons: 4
Coding region: 77-1057 (326 amino acids)
Biological process (GO): endocytosis
Cellular component (GO): endosome; plasma membrane; clathrin vesicle coat
Molecular function (GO): phospholipid binding; clathrin binding
Source: RefSeq, a predicted model, not a curated record